Molecule: messenger RNA, 1149 nt
Organism: Pristis pectinata (smalltooth sawfish)
Lineage: Eukaryota; Metazoa; Chordata; Chondrichthyes; Rhinopristiformes; Pristidae
Product: cell cycle checkpoint control protein RAD9B-like
Exons: 10
Coding region: 1-1149 (382 amino acids)
Biological process (GO): cellular response to ionizing radiation; mitotic intra-S DNA damage checkpoint signaling; DNA replication checkpoint signaling
Cellular component (GO): checkpoint clamp complex
Source: RefSeq, a predicted model, not a curated record
AUGAAAUGCAUCAUUCCUGCAAACAACCUGAGAGCAUUUGGAAAAGCAAUCCAUGCCCUAUCCCGAAUUGGCGAUGAGUUGUGGUUUGAUCCUUUAGAAAAUGGUCUUGCACUAAGAUCGGUUAAUUCUUCUGGAUCAGCAUACGGUUGUUUUUUAUUCUCUCCUCUCUUCUUCCUGCAUUACAGUAGGGGUAACAAGCAGCGACAAGACUCUUCUGAAGCUGAGGUUGUACCCCUCAACUGUAAAAUGGCAAUUAAGUAUAUUCUUCCUAUGUUCCGAUGCCUAACAACAUUAGAAAGGAGUGUGGAGAAAUGCAAGAUUUAUGUAAAUUCACAGGACUGCCGAAUAGUUUUUCAGUUCUGCUGUAAACAUGGAAUUACUAAAGCUCACCAUUUGGCAUUUCAGAAUGUGAGUCCCUUCAGGCUGUGUUUUCGAAGGCAGUUAAGCCCAAAUAUAGUGCGAUCUCAUGCAAGGCUUCUCUCUGAUGUAGCCAUUCAUUUUCCAAUGUCUCAAGAAGAAAUUACUUUGACUGUAACUCCUUUGAAAGCAUUAUUCAAGAGCUAUGUAGAUGAAGACAAAGAUUUCUCAAAAAUAAUGCAAACUGAAGUGAGCUUAAAACCCAAUGAGUUUGAGUAUCUGCAGGUUGGAGUUGACGCCGAGAUAACAUUUUGCUUGAAGGAGCUCAGGGGUCUUCUGGCAUUUGCAGAAUCUAUGAGCCUUUCUGUUUCAGCUCAUUUUGGAACAGCUGGGAAGCCAAUUGGAUUUAUCAUUGAUAAUAUGAUGCUUGAAGCUAUUUUCGUACUGGCUACGUUAACUGACAUAGGGAGUCGGUCAUCAUCACAGCACACUCAGAACUUAAAGACCUUUGCCAAUAAGAGCAGUGUUAAUCUGACAAACAUUCAGACUGAAGAUGUGAAUGAAUUAAUUAAUGAAGAAAUGAAUUCACCUGCAAUAGCCAUAGGAACCACUUUGCAAAAAGAUGCUCAGUUCCAGAUUCAGGAAGGAAAAGAUCACUGCAGGAACCCCAAAUUAACUAAAGAACUGAAACAAGAUGUGAAGACAUUCUUUGUGUUUAACAGUUGUUUAGAGGAUGGAGUUGAAAAUGAAAUGGUGCCUGGAACACCACCAAAUAAAAAGGUAGAGUAUUAG